UCCCCCUUGCUGCUGUUUGCCAACCGGCGGGAUGUAAGGCUGGUGGAUGUGGAGGUGGUGGGGAGGCCAGAGUCUGCGGUGGUGGUCAGCGAUCUGGAGGAUGCUGCUGCCGUGGACUUCCUCUACUCUGAAGGACUCAUCUUCUGGACCGACGUCAGCGAGGAGGCCAUCAAGCAAACCUACUACAAUCAGUCCAACUGUAAGCUUUACAGCGCCACAUCCCAGUUAGGGCUGUUAUUAUGUUGUAUUUACUUCCAUUUGUAAGUGUGUUAAAUAAGUGUUAAGUAAAUAAAAACAAUUUAUUCUGCAAAGCAUAAACUGGAAAAAAAUUCCAACCUAAGCUAAAUCUAGGAAAUCACACAAGAAUGUCACUAUUAACGGAGGGAAAUUGAUAAGUGUAGACCUAAGUGUUCCCACUCAAAUGUUGGUGUUUUGUUUCCAGCUCUGAAAGAGGCCUUGGGGACAGGACAGACUGUCGUCGUGUCGGGCCUCGACUCCCCUGACGGACUGGCUUGUGAUUGGUUGGGCCGUAAACUAUACUGGACCGAUUCGGAGACCAACCGCAUUGAAGUAGCCAACCUGGAUGGCACCUCUCGGAAAGUGCUGUUCUGGUUAGACCUGGACCAGCCCCGGGCCAUCGCCCUGAACCCAGCCCACCGGUGAGUCUCUGUCCCUGGCCUGGCCUGGCCUCUCUCUCUUUCUCUCCCCUGACUGGGACAUGGUUCAGGGUGUGUUCCUGGGUCAUGUAUCCGCGCUAACCUCUCCUUCCAUCCAUGUGUAUUUCUGGUUCAUACAUGCAUCCGUUGGUUGAAGAGAGGGUGGAAAACCUGCUGUUCAGCUGGGUCUGUUUCCUGUUGUGUUGCGUAGAUCCUCUGGAGUUGACCCUUUUUCUCUCAUAGGGCACGGUUUCUAAUUCUAUGUCAGGGACUAAGGUUGUGUAUCCGUUGUUAGCAUUGUUGCGUCAGUGUAAUUCCCCCUCAGUCAGUGGAAAGUAGUGCAGGAAUACCUUUUAGUUGAUGGAUUUAGUGUAAUUGAGUGCUAUUUUUGAAUGUGUAUGGUUCUUUUAAAACAUUUGGACUUCGAACCUGGCUUUUUUAACUCAUUAACAUACGGAUAUAAAAACUAAAACUGGUUAAGGUGUCAAGAGUUUAACUUUCUGUACAAAGUCGGGACUUUCUCUGAAAGACGUUUGUUAAUCUUGAAGAAAAACACAGUACACUAGCCCUUUUUAGGUUCUUGCAGUCUUCCGUUUUGAGAUCUCUCCUUUUGAGUACAGCUCCUGCCUCCUUUAGUAGUCGUAUUUUGGGUGGAGUAGUGGGGCCCGGGAGAGAGGGAAGGCGUUCAGGCCUUGGUAGGCCACAGUCCAGGAUCCAGUUAUAGCCUAGUUCAGCUAGUGCUGGUGGAUGGUGUGUUUUUGAAGCUAACAUAUUUUGAUUUGCACAAUGUUUAGACUUACUGUGCUGAGCUGGUGGCAGGGCGGAAGGCCGUCCUCAACCACCUCCGGCAUAUGAUCAUAAUUUAGAGGUGCCAUUCAUAUCCCAUGUUGAUACUAAUUUCAUUAUGUUGAUUAUUAGUUUUGAAGCAACUCUAGAUUCAACUUUUUUAUUUCACAAAUACUAUCAAUUAUGUGUAUACCUAAUAACCAUUAUUUAUGCAUAAUAGGCUACCUCUUGAAUGUCUCAAAUGCAAGUUGACAUGAGCGUUGCCUUUCCCUUCUGUCCUUGCCUUGCCCUCAUGAGGCUGUUAAGAGUUUAAUUCCUAGACAGCACAGCCAUUGUUCUUCAUGCUCUUUGUUCAAGGAGUAACUGAAUUCUAAUGGAGGCAUAGGAGCAGGGAAUCUCUUAAUUGUGAAAAAUGUGCCAGCUGAGGUUGGUGCCAUUGGCAAACUAAUAUGUUAGGUCUCUCGGGGGGAGGGGGGGGAGGGGGGGAAGGGGUGGUUGGUGUUCAUGCUUGGUCUCCCUGCUGGCAUUAGGUUUAAGAGUUUCCGUUGGUGGGUGACAUGCUUGCUGUCGUACCACAUGCUAAAUGAAUGAGUAAUCGGGCUUCUCCAAACUCCCAUUUCCUGACACCUUAAUUGUAUUUUCUACCCGGCUGGACAAAGGAAUGCAAAACUGUUUUAUGGCUGUAAACCGUGUCAGUUGGUGCACAGUGUUGCAUUCUAAUCAGCUACUGGGUCCCUGACACGGUGGUGAUCCAUUCUGGCACAAAUCUACAUGUCAGACUUUUCCCCUCAAAAGACUCGGAAUUGAAAAAAUAUCUUUGCUUUUAUUGGCUCUUGUCGGAACAUGUGAUGUCUGAGUUAGCUACUCUUACACUAUAUCCAUUUUUGGAUGUGUUUUAGAAGGCAAUUGAAACCCACAAGGUACUCCGCUCUCUCACAGGGCACAGAUUUAAGGAAUUCACAUCAUUCUGAAUAAUGCACGUCAGGGGGGCUCUGGGAACAUGGAGCUAUCCCCUAAUGUUACAGAAAUGUGUUGAAAUACACUAAGUAUACCUCGCACACGUACUACCAUACCUCGUUCAAAGACACUUAAAUAUUCUGUCUUGCCUAUUUACCCUCUUAAUGGCACACAUACGCAAUCCAUGUCUCAAGGCUUAAAAAUCAUUAUUUAACCUGUCUCCUCCCCUUCAUCUACACUGAUUUAAAGUGGAUUUAACAAGUGACAUCAAUAAGGGAUCAUAGCUUUCACCUGGAUUCACCUGGUCAGUCUGUCAUGGAAAGAGCAGGUGUUCUUAAUGUUUUGUAUACUCUAUCUGCUUUCUAGCUGACCUUGUACAACACUGGAACAACACUGAUGUUAGUGACCCAAAACUGAUCUGAGUGUGUUGCUAGCACUUUAUUGAAACUGGUGUGUCCUCUUUUUGUUAUGAGUAGCAGUAAGACACUCUACCAUAGCCAACACUUUCUCUAGCCAGUUUGUUAAAUGGAAAAACAGUGUAAACCAUAGACCAGGACAACUGGGAAACCAGGAUGCAGCUCAUACAUUGUUCACAAAUUCUGCAUGUUUGUGGCAGGUUAUUUUCCAACAGCUUUUCAGUUCUAAGGCAAUUUCGAUUCUGUCUAUUUAAACAUGCACUACAUGUCCUUCAAAUUAGUGGAUUCGGCAAUUUCAGUCAAACCCGUUGCUGACAGUUGUAUAAAAUUGAGCACACCGACAUCUUCAUAGGCAGUAGAAUGGCCUUACUGAAGAGCUCAGUGACUUUCAACAUGGCACUGUCAUAGGAUGCCACCUUUCCAACAAGUCAGUUUGUUAAAUUUCUGUCCUGCUAGAGCUGCCCCGGUCAACUGUUAGUGCUGUUAUUGUGAAGUGGAAACGUCUAGGAACAAUGGCUCAGCCGUGAAGUGGUAGGCCACACAAGCUCACAGAAAGGGACUUCCGAGUGCUGAAGCGUGUAGAAAUCAUCUGUCCUCUGUCGUAACACUCACUAUCGAGUUCCAAACUGCCUCUGGAAGCAACGUCAGCACAAUAACUGUAGUCGGGAGCUUCAUGAAAUUGGUUUCCAUGGCCGAGCAGCCGCACACAAGCCUAAAAUCACCAUGCACAAUGCCAAGCGUUGGCUGGAGUGGUGUAAAGCUCGCCGCCAUUGGACUCUGGAGCAGUGGAAACGCGUUCUCUGGAGUGAUGAAUCACGCUUCACCAUCUGGCAGUCCGACGGACAAAUCUGGUUUUGGCGGAUGUCAGGAGAACACUACCUGCCCGAAUGCAUAGUGCCAACUGUAAAGUUUGGUGGAGGAGGAAUAAUGGUCUGGGUCUGUUUUUCAUGAUUCGGGCUAGGCCCCUUUAGUUCCAGUGAAGGGAAAUCUUAACACUACAGCAUACAGUAACAUUCUAGACAAUUCUGUGCUUCCAACUUUGUGGCAAGUUUGGGGAAAGCCCUUUCCUGUUUUAGCAUGACAAUGCCCCUGUGCACAAAGUGAGGUCCAUACAGAAAUGGUUUGUUGAGAACUGUGUAAGAACUUGACUGGCCUGCACAGAGCCCUGACCUCAACCCCAUCCAACACCUUUGGGAUGAAUUGGAACACUGACUGCGAUCCAGGCCUAAUCGCCCAACAUCAGUGCCCGACCUCACUAAUGCUCUUGUGGCAGAAUGGAAGCAAGUCCCCGCAGCAAUGUUUCAACGUCUAGUGGAAGGCCUUCCCAGAAGAGUGGAGGCUGUUAUAAGGGGGGACCAACUUCAUAUUAAUUCCCAUGAUUUUGGAUUGAGCUGUUCGACGAGCAGGUGUCCGCAUACUUUUGGCAAGUGUACCUAGGGCCCACACCUAGAUCGUUUCUAUGGGUUGGUGGGCUUCCCUGCCCAUCCACCGCUUUAGCAGUCUGUAAAUAGAAAUGUAGCCUCCAUUCAAUGCAGUGCACAUUGAAGCCACUGCAGGUAUUCUGGGCACAACAUGCAGACUACGACUUGGAGAUCUGCCAGGUGUAAUCAGAAGACGUGGGCACGUGAGAAUGCAUGUGUGCGUGUUGGGGAUGAAAAUGUUUCAAUGAAAUUGGGAUCCUUAACAUUAAGAAAAAAAUCCCUAACCAAAUUUAUUUUUCACAAAAUUAAAAUCACAGUGCAGUGAUCAUAAAACAACCACUAACAGGUCCCGUUCGUCAUAAAGGGAAAACAUUUUUUUUUAACAUGCCUAACGCGAUAAUGCUGUAACGUUAGUAGGAGGAAAGAAAUGCACUUAUUUUGCUACUUUAGAGCGGGCGGCUCUACAGUGACGAGGGGAGCAGAGAUGGCAACCAAGUCGACUUGAACUGCUAGACUUAUUGCUAGUUCUCAUUGCAUAGUACCUGUCUUGACUGCAUCAAACCGAGAGAAGCUAGCUAAUGUUAGCUAGGCUAAUUGAGACUACAAAACUUGAACUGUGCGCUUUCUCCCUGUCCGAAUCCUACAGUAAAUAACUCCAUUCAGAUGAAGUAGUAGCCUACCUGUUGGCUCUUGGGGUUGUAGCCUGUCCUUCUCAUUGAACUUGCAGUUCUGUCAUUUCAAUCUUCCAUUGAUUGCCUAGAUAUCUCCUAAUAACUUGCCACACGGAGGCUGUAGCUCUAUGACUGUAGCCUAGUGCCGGUUUGAUGACUUGGACAACGAGCUACAUGCACCACUCUCUUGUGAAAAGCAAGAGCACCAGCAGCAUAAAUGAUACUGUGGAAAGCGCGGUGUAGAUGUGUCCUCAAGCACCCCCAACAGUACACAUCUUUAUUGUAACCCUGGACAAGCACACCUGAUUCAACUUGUCAACUAAUCAUCAAGCCCUCAAUGAGUUAAAUGAGGUGUUUGUCCAGGGCUACAACAAACCUGUACUGUUGGGGGUGCUCGAGGACCAGGGUUGGGAAACACUGAUGGAGACAAUCUGUAUUGUGAAUUCAUGUGGAAUUUAAUGAAUGGAAAACUGCGAAAAUAAUGGCCUUUUAAACUGUAAGAUUUUUUUUCCAUUUAUCACAUCCCUAAUGCGUGUGUGUGUGGUUUACAUUUUAAGUAGAAAAUGUUUCAAGCCUUCUGAGAGUGGGUCUUAUCAGCGGUGCAUUACAAAGUGUUUUGCUAGGUCUUUAGUCGUGUUCAUGCUGCCUGCUUUGUUUUUUACUCCUGGUGAAAAUGGAAACCUUCCAUUUGGUAGGACCAUCGGGUGUGUUCGGGUGCUGUUUACUUAUUGACACUACUUUUCCUCCUCAGCUAUAUGUACUGGACAGACUGGGGGGAGGAGCCUCGCAUCGAGAGGGCGGGGAUGGAUGGCAGCAACAGGAAGAUCAUCGUGGAGGUGGACAUCUAUUGGCCGAACGGCCUCACCAUUGACCUGGACGAACAGAAAUUGUACUGGGCCGACGCUAAGCUGAGCUUCAUCCACAGAGCUAACCUGGAUGGCUCCUCACGGUCAGUCUGUUCUCAUUAUUAGUUUUUACACUCUUUGUGCGAAAGCAGCCAGGGAUCUGACUGAACCGUAGCACUGGACUCAACUUAAUUUCAGAGGAUGAGAUGGCUGAAACCUCCAAUCCAAACACAUUUGACUCUGGAGGCCCCAAUCCAAACAUUGGCUUUGCACAUAGGCCCAGUUGUGACCCCUCCCUCUAUGCGGUUCUCUGAACUGGAGAUGACCUCUCUGCCAUACUGUUGAAACCCAAUCUGACUUGGCAUUAUAGUCGUGAUUGGGGCCCUCAGGACAAGGGUUGACUUUCCUUUUGUGUAACUGGGAUGUAAUGGCUGUGUUCAUAAAGAGUUAGGGCUGGGCGGUAUACCGUAUUUUACUAUAUACCGGUAUUGAUGCACAGACCGGUUUGGGUUUUUACUUUACAUUCUAUAACCGUUUCAAUGUUUGGUUUAAAUGUGAUGCGCAACUCCAGCGCGUGUAGUAUCAGUUUUUAUAGUUUGCUAUUUGAGUCUUCUUUAUCCCUCUCCUCCUGCUGCAUGCUGCUUCCCACACCAAACCCUGCCCCCUGUCACUCAAGGAGAGAGCAACUACUCGACCAGUCGUAGCACUUUCUUGCCAUUAACUCUGCACUGCAGUCUACAUGGUCAGAUGCAACAAGAUGUUGGUGACAUGCUUUUUUCAACAAGCUUUCUAUAAUUACACUAUUAGUGUAUCUUAUUGUCUGCAAACUACUGUCUGCUGGUUAGUCUUAGCAAGUUGUGGCUAAAAUAAAUCUUGUUAGCCGCUAAUGCUAAUAUAGCUACUUAGCUGGAUAGCUAGCAUGCUAAUUUACAUUUACGUCAUUUAGCAGACGCUCUUAUCCAGAGCGACUUACAAAUUGGAUGUACUAAGAGUCAGAGCAAACGUAGCUAUUUAAUACAGCACGGUACCAGUGCUGGUGUAGGCCUAGAUAAGCAUGUUUGUGCAACUGUAUCUUCUAAAUCAAAGAGGAAUAGGCGAGGCAUGAUUAUGUUAGCUAGCUACAUGAGGUAAGAAAACAUGUAAUGUAACAUCUAAUUAGGGUCACCUGGAAACACUGACCAACACUUUGGUACCCUGUCAAUAAUUCCUCCCUGGCUUAUUCUUUCAUUGUCAUGUCAAACAACAAUAUAUUCAAGGUGCUGCCCGCUAUAUUCCAACUAUAGAAUUUGAAUAAUCAUUAGUGCUGAGCGAUUAGUGCUUUUUGAGGUCGGUUCGAUAAUUUAAAAAAUAAUGGUUUGGAUUUUUUUUAUUUAUUGAAACAUAAAAUGCGUUGUGAAAUAAUGGCAUUCAAAUUAUUUAGAGCUUUUUAAUGGAAAUUACAAUGCCAAAAAUUGUGAACAUUCAAUUGCCAAAACAUUGAAAAUAUUCCAUUGUCUCUGUCAGGUCCACAUUGGGUAGACAUCAAUAAAACAUUUGCAAAUUACUAUGAAAUAAUCAAAUAUUUCCGUUGUGGAUAUUACUUUGUUUUUAUUUGAUAACUUUAUUUUUAAUUCCUUGACGUCAUCAUCUCAUCUCUGCUCAGGCAGUAGCAGUCAAAUAGCCAGACAACGUUAUCUCUGAGCUUCCCAUACUGAACUGUCUUUAGUCAUCCUAUUUAGCUAGGCUAGUCUGCCUAAGCAUGCUGCAGAGCUGUCUAUCAUUUUACUAGUUCUUCAAAGUAGAUAAGGCAUACUUUCACGGACUGUCUCUCUCCCUCUUGUUGUGUACAUUCCUCUCAUGCGGUCUAUGCAGUCUGUGUGUAUCUAACAUAGCAGGUGUAAAAGUGUGUCCAUCUGGGUCUGAGACGGAAACCAACGGGCACAAUAGAUUGUCAUUGUACUUAAUUACCACGUUCUUACGCUUAACUGGGUUGAAUAUUUGCUUAAUGAAAACUACAACUCUGUUCAGCCCAGCGUCCCACACAGUCCUUGACAUGAUUUAUCUCGUGAAUGAUUUGAUUUCUUUCUAGAGAAACGGUGCGUUGGGCUCACCAAAAAACCAAACUAAAUGGAAUUCAUGUAAUUGAACCGACUUCGGUCAAUUAGUUGUUUAAUAACAAAAAAUAACAAAUGUCGGUUAUUCACUCGGCGCUAAUAAUCAUUCUAUUUCCAAGAUUCCAACAUUUCACCAAUUAACUAAGCGUAGUUGUUUUUGCCCAUAUCAUGCAGCCCUGCGUGGCACAGUGUGGAAAUUAUAACAAAAGUGCAGGAAAUGCAGAAAUUGAUAAAUGCAGAAAAUUAAAUUGUUUGAAGUUGAAUUGAACAGUAUAAAACAUUAGAAUGGCGAAAGCCCCAUUUGAAAUCAUGUAUAAUGUAUGCGUUGCCACCCUAGGGUCAGCAUAUUUUGAACUUUUAUUAUUUAAAAAACUCAAUACCGUCAAGGUAUGUUUACUUUCUCUCGUUCAGACUAUGGACUGCUUUCUUCAGGGUGUAGAGUGAGAGGCUGUUUUCUCAAGAUCAAGGCAGUUGCAUUACCCUCAUAAUUUGUUUAUAACUCCCUCAGGACAAGAUAUCCCAGUGUUGUGUGUCAGUUUGAAAUUAAGUUGUGAUUUAUAACCAUGGUGGAACUCUGCAGUUGGCAAGAAGCAAUCUAAUUGCAUGCCACCAGUAAUGGUACUCGGAAUUAUCGUACGCAAUCUUACAGAGAAAUGUAAACUUCACCCCAGAAGUAGUUUCUGUUAGCGUUUACCUCUUCUCUGUGUUAAAGCGAGACGUUUUGCCUUUCAUGUGCAACACAUUCUUGACACGUCUGAUUAAUGGAGCGUUUUGUAGUAUGUUUUCAAUGGCUUCAGAUAUGCACACGUCCAACUUCCAAGUACGUCAAAUGCGAAAUAGCUGGGAAAUCUGGUGUAAUUAUUAUUUUUCCUCUACCAACCCCUCGUUCUUAACACGCUAUUAAAGUUUUGGAGAAAACAUGCUGUCGCCCUCCUCCCCCUACCCCUCUGAAAAUGGAUCCCUUACCAACCAACCCUCCACAGCCUGGUGAUUGAGGGCCUCAACAGAAUUCUGCUUUCUGUAUCAGGAUUGUUAACACUUGUGCAACGGCAUGCCACGCUUUGAUCCUGUAUUUAUUUAUGUCCUCACAGGGCUGACUGGCUGUUGGCCUGACUGUGUGUCGUCUGGUGGCGCGAAGGGGAGCACUGCAGUAGUGAAUGGGGCUGUGCUGCGCUCGGUGCUCUGUGCUUCUCUGCUCUGACUUCUGCACUGAAUCAGGACAGCUGUACCAUUAGUACAGGGCCAGGGCAACCGUUCCCCUGUUAAAUAGUGUACCAGAUGCUGCAUUAAAGUCUGAUGACAGGCUGAUUUGUUUAAUUUUCCCCUGGAAAGGGCUUGGAGCGGCUCCUGAACUGUGGUUCCAUGACGUCGCUACGUGUUCCAACAAAUCCUCCUUUAGGGUCUGACUGAAAUCCCCAACCAGGGGUCUCUAGCUUGUUGUUGUUGACUACUUUCCACUGCCACUUGUUUUAUUUUUGGUAUGAAUUUAUUGCUACUGUCAGACAGUCUGGGUUUUUGCUAGGGCCGGGACAAUACCAGUAUCGCAAUACUCGUUAGUAUCGUGACAAGGAAACAAAACACAAAGCAGAUUUAACUUCUGCCCUAAUAUUGGAAACAUACAUUAUGUUGUCAUCCAGUUACAUGUAUUUAUUUUCCAAGCUAUAGCACACAAUAUUUUAUGUACAGCAGUUUUCAGCAUAGUGUUCAUUUUUGCCAUGGAAAAAAUAUUGCGAUACUAGUAUCGUCACAGCCCUAGUUUUUGCCAUUUACUGCUGUGUUUGGUGUCAUGACAUUCACACUUGUAGAAUGGCUGAGAAGCACAACUUGACCAAUUUCUUUCAUAAAUACAAUCGGUUUUGAAGUGAAUCUAUUAGUGUCAACAUCUCAACUGAUCCUCAUCUUCAUUGCUUUCCAAUUUUACUCUCACAAAUUUAGUGUCGAAGCAUGGAUUGGUAUUGAUUCUUAGAAAGGUUUGCUGAUCUGUCAAUUAUUUUUUGAAUUCACAGGGAGACUGUGGUGGAGGGCACCCUCACCCACCCGUUUGCCCUCACCCUGUCAGAGGAGACUCUGUACUGGACAGACUGGCAGACCCGCUCCAUCCACGCCUGCAACAAACACACCGGAGACAAGAGGAGGGAGAUCCUCAGUGGAAUCUACUCCCCCAUGGACAUCCAAGUGCUGGGUCCAGAUAGACAGCCAGACAGUAAGUAGUGCCUCUUCAGUCUGCAAGUGUAACAGCCUGCAACGUGUUACUUGAAUAUCCCAACCGUACUCAUAAUGAAUGUUCCUAAGCACAACAUAACAGAUUGUCUUUGUUUUGGGAGGGUAUUUUUAGACUGAUCUGCAGAGCUGUCAGUGUCCAUACACAGGAAUAAAUUAUUUUUCAAGUGUCUGGCAUUCCUCGCUGGAUAAAUGUCUGUGCUGCGCAGACACAGGGAGACGUUCUCAGUGUGUGUGUUGGGAGGUAGUGAAAAACGGAUUACUUUGGCAGUGGGUGAUAAAGAACGCCACCAUUAUGGUGGGUUGCGUCUCCCAAGGAGGGCAGGGGAUAUAGAGAAAGAUGGGAGGGUUAGAUAAGAAACACUUUAGAGAGGACAACAUGGACAUUAGGAGGUAGGCCAUUAGAUGAUAAACAUUCACCAAUAAAUCCCCUAACCUGUAUAUCAAGCCGCCAUAAAUUCAAUCCAAAAAUGUGUUGGCUUAGACUUUGUGAGAGGAGGUUGAGUAGUUUGGCCUUUGACUGUGGCCUGGUUGUAAUCCUCCUUUAGUGCUGUGAGAAAGGGGAUGGGAGGGUUGGUGUUUGCUGGUUCACUGUGCCAGCUGCUGGGCUUUGUAGCUCUGAUGUGCCCUGCUGAGAUUGGCAGAGCGUGACCCAGUAGACAGGGAAAAUCACGCCACAGGACAUCAAACCUUGUGGCACAGCUAUUGUCCUAGCAGAGAUUUUAUUGUGGAGCAAAAAUAUCACUGUUGGUUUUGUUUGAAAAUGUUUUUAUUUUAGUUUUUUGAAAGUCAUCAAGUUUUUCAUCAAUUGUUAUGUUGUCAGAAUGGUUCUCUCGAAGACACCAAUGCAUGUGAAUAGAAGACGCUCGCAGUGUGGUUUUCAGUUUUAGUCAGUGAAACUGAAAGGUCCCUAUCUCAGUGUUCUCUCUACUGACAUUGCUUCCUCAGUCCAAACUCCCUGCAGUGUGGGCAACGGAGGCUGCUCCCACCUGUGCCUGCUGUCCCCCAUGCAGCCUUUCUACAGCUGUGCCUGCCCCACUGGAGUCAAGCUCAAGGAGGAUGGGAAGACCUGCCGCCCAGGUAAGAGACUAGCUGCUGUGGCCUGAGGGCAUCUAGACCUAUACCCUCAGUUGGUAUGGGGUUCUCAGUAGAGAGAGCCCCCUUUAAAAGAUUACACAACGGCUGUGUCUCAAAUGGCACCCUAUUCCCGGUACAGUGCACUGCUUUUGGGCUCUGGUCAAAAGUAGUGCACUUUAUAUAGAAUAGGGUGCCAUUUGAGACUCAGCCCACACAAUGCCCCCUCAGUGAUAACUCCCUCUCCUAAUGCUACUGUGCAUGUGUCGUGGUUUCACAUUAGACAUUCCUAUCUGGUGUAUGGGACAUUAUUGACAUUCCUGAGGUUAUUUUAUUUGUGGACUGUCUUGAGUUAGGCCUAUUCAACUGCAAGAGCUGCCCUUAAUCACACAAACCAAAAAACUCCAUAUCAAAAGUAAUAUUGUCCCAAUUUCUUGAAACCGAUUAGGAAAUAUGCCAAACUCUACUUUUAAUUUCAUAACGACGUGCACAGUAAUUAAGCAUCAAAUUAAAUUUGAUUUUCAUCUUUUUUCUUUUUUAUACAAUCAUUCAAUUAAGAUGUUUUUAUUGGGUGUAUUGGCAUCCUGUUCCUCGACAAAACAUCAGAAUGCCUAACCAGAGAGCCAUUAAGAGCCUAAUCUCUGACAGAUGGCUGCUACACACUGCAAACUCUUCAAUGCACAAUUUACCCUGCCGUUUGCUCUUAAUUUCUAUUGCCCCCACAUACAGACAGAUACAUUUAGCCUAGAAGCCUACCGCUCCACCCCCUCCUCUCCCCACGUUCCCUACUUUCCAGAGUUGACCAAAGGCCACAGAUGUGAUUGACUGAGAUUCAGGAAGGUUGGACCUCCCCUGUUAUGCUUUGUUUUGCUGCUGCGGUCAUUUCCCUUGCCACUCCAAUCUCCUCGCCUUACUUCUGGGCAGAGAGAGCAAUUACAUAGGAAGCCAAGCCUAAUCAGGUCACUGCUCCGUUUGUGUGUUUAGUGGACACAAACCGGGCCCAUCCUGCAAAAUGAAACCUGUUUGUUUGACUUGCCCCAGGGUGUUUACAUUCCCUCUCUUCUGGUCCCUCUCUGGAGGGCCUGAUAUAUCUCUCUCAGCCUGCCCGUGACUAAGGAGAGACCCACCCCACCCACAAACCUCAUAAAGGUGACAUACUUGUCUAGAGGGGAAGAAAACAACUGUUGUGGGGGAUUUCUUGGGAUCAACCCUUGUUUGAGGAGUGACAGCCCUUUUGAUUGUUUAGUAGCUGGAGGCUGUUUUUACUUGGGAUACCUCCUUGUUGGAAUGAACCAGUUCAACGUCAAGCCAAGGUCAGUGCUGAUUCUGAAAUCCGGGUUCAGUCCUGGCUGUCCUGGUUCUCAUCCCUCUCUCUGGUGGACAGAAAACACUUGUCUCUGUGCACCAGUCUUGUUAAUGACAGGCAGCCCAUUCUUUGUCCCAAAAAGACUCCUCUCCCAGGCUAGGGAUGGAGCAGAGCCUCUAUUUGAAAUUGAGGCGGUGUAUUCCCAGGCCAGGAAACAAUGAGUUGUAUUCUUCUAGCCCUCAUUCCAGAGGAGUAAGUAAAAGUUUUUUUUUGUUGGGGGGGCGGGGGCGGGCGGUUAGUUAUCCAGGCCUGAUAGAACAUGGAUGUAUUCAGAGUGACUACAAGAUUAAGCCAACCUCCAGCAGUGUUGACAACUAAACCGAAUGUAAAACAAUACCCCAUUGUAUCAGCUCCGAUUAGGGGGAAAGCAGCAGGACGGGGGGGCGGGGGGUGCCUGUGUGAAGAUUAAAAAGAGCAAGUGUCCACGCUCCUCAUUUGUUUAGCUUGGGUGGCUAGAUUGAGGGCUUUUGUUGUAGUUUUUGGGGAAGUCUUGUCACUUUGUCAAAUGUGAAGCAGACCGAGGAGCGAAUUUAAAUCAAAGACGUGCCGUUGUUCUCUCCUUGAUGGAAAACGAAGGGCUGUUUUUUCACUGUCAUUACUGAUUGGUGUCACCCUUGAUGGAUGCCUUCUUCUGAUUGGGUGUCGGUAGUCUGCAGCUGGUCUUGGGGGCACUGGAGCGUAAAUGGCUAAAACGUGAGAUUAGGCGAGGAAAAAGUUGGACCUAAUUGCCUCCAGAGUGUGGCUCUAGUGAGCAAAUGCAGCUGCUAUUUAAACCAGGCUCAGUGGCAGCUAGGAGUUCCCUCAGGAAAACAUUUAUACACAACUGUUUUUGUUAGGCUGAACAUGAAAAUAUUUAAAAGGGAUAAUUUAGUAUUUUGGAUUUGUUUCAAAAUCUAGUCUAAAGCCUUUUUGUUUGGGUAAAAAGUGAUCAAAUUACCUAUUUUCAUCAACUAAAAACCGAGUAAACAAAUAGAAUACAAUAAUUAAGUUACAACUAUAAAUUGUCCUCUGAAGGUUCAUCUUUACUAAAACAUAUACAUUUAUGCUUGUCAGGUAUGGCUAUGUAGGACCUCUCAGAUAAGUCCCCAAUAAGAUGUUAUUUCCCAUGCCAGUUGAGUGCCAUACGCUCUUCCCACUCAUGUCCACUUCUCUACCCCCAGGUGCGGAGCAGGUUCUGCUGCUGGCCCGGAGGACUGACCUGAGGAGGAUCUCUCUGGACCUCCCAGACUUCACCGACAUCGUCCUUCAGGUAGAUGACAUCCGCCAUGCCAUUGCCAUCGACUACGACCCCGUGGAUGGAUACGUGUACUGGACGGAUGACGAGGUCAAAGCCAUCCGCCGCUCCCGCAUCGACGGCACCGAGGCCCAGACCCUGGUCACCACGGAGAUCAACCACCCAGAUGGCAUCGCGGUGGACUGGGUGGCCCGGAACCUGUACUGGACGGAUACUGGCACUGACCGUAUUGAGGUUACCAGGUUGAACGGAACCUCCCGGCGUAUUCUGAUCUCAGAGAACUUGGAUGAACCAAGGGCCAUUGUGCUGGACCCUGUCAAUGGGUACGUGCUUCUGUUUAUAGACGAUGUAGGUAUUUUUUCUUACUUGAUCACAGCAAUCAAGUUAACUAAUUUCAACAACAACAAAAAACGUAUUAUGCGUUCCUCCGUCAUUCCUUAUGUACUCUACAAAACACCUGUGGAAUGAUUUAACUUCCAGUUACACUUUAAAUGAUUUCAGUUUAGUUUUAAUUUUGUUCUUGUCUCUCUCCAAAGUUACAUGUACUGGACAGACUGGGGGGAGAAGCCCAAGAUAGAGCGAGCUAACCUGGAUGGAACUGAGCGUCUCGUGCUGCUCAAUACCUCGCUGGGUUGGCCCAAUGGUUUAGCCAUCGACUAUGAAGCAGGAAAACUGUACUGGGGCGAUGCCAAGAUGGACAGAAUUGAGGUAAGUCUCUAAAAAGGAAGGUGCUUCUUAUGCACCAAAUAGUUGUGUAUGGAGCAACUAUAAUAUUUCCGUCAUAGUUUGCUGCUGUUGAUUGUGGAAGCAGUUGAGUUGAGAUCUCCCUUGGACUUGUUCUCUCAUUCGUUCCCCUCAUUUGAGGUUGUCUGGUGUGUUUGUGUUGCCUGUGGAUGUUGAGAAGUGCUUCAGGAGCACAUUCUUGGAUGAGGAGAGGCCGCCCAGGCCUGAGAUCUAGCUGACAUAGGGCUGGCACAAUUACCUUAUAACCGUGUUACAGACGGUUAUGGAUGAAGACCGUCAUGGAAGUAAAAUAACCGCCAUAACCGUUUAAAAAAGAAUAAUUAAAAUGUAUAUAUGUCAUUGUGAUGAAAUAAUUUCCAUGGUAAUGUAGAAUGAUCAUUCAAAUUGUUAACUGAUGAGGCUCAUGGAAUGUAUUUUUUUGUAAUGUCAGUUGAGUGCAAUCAGCAAAUCACAGCACAUAUUUUAGCACAUACAGUAUUUUACUUCCUGCUUUGCUCCUAUGGGUACACUUGCAAUGUCCACCCAUUAUGCCAUCGUUGACUUGAAUGGGGAUGCCCGUCCUAUUAAAUAUAUUUAUAUGGCAGCACAUGCAGUCAGCAGCGGAGGAGAAAAUGUGCGCAAAAAAUAAUUACAGUGACCGCGGUCAUUUGGCUGGCCAAUUAGCAUCAUCCAAAAUUCCAUGACCGUCACAGCCCGUGUGAGCUACAGAGGAAUGUCAGAGCGAGAGCUGUUAUGUAAUACCUGGACAAGCAUCACUACAUUUCCUGUCAGACACACUGCAGUUAUAUCAUUGUUUGGAUUCAAACCGCUAGGACUUUAUACUGUACUUAUUUCCUGCAUGCCUCUGUCCAAAGCCUACUUUUUUGAAACACUUAUAUUGCCCAGUAUCUUUACCCAGUAUAUUGCCCAAUAUCCCAAUCUUUAUAUUGCCCAAUAUUUGUGUUCUUUAAGGGGGGGCAUUUACAUGUGAAAGACUGAAAUAUUUGAAGAGGAUAGAAACUGGGCUAGGCCGAUCCUUUGUUAGAGCGUGUGGGUGAUCAUAUCUUUAGAGAUAGAGCUGUGAGUGUGUCUUCAAGGUCUCUGACUGUAUUUUAUGAUUUAUCGUCUACCUGCAUGCACAGGUCCCAGGGUGUUUAAUACCACGGUGGCCAUAUUUCUCCAGUCACAUGCUCCAUAUAAUAUGUAAACACAGGAAGAGCCGGAGCCACCUCCCAGAUGAGCUUUAACACCGCUUGGUGGGAAUUAGUUUGUUUUCCUUUUCCUUCUCACUCUUUCUCUUCUCUUUCCCUGUGACUGUGUGUGUGUCCUGUUGGUUGAAUAUUCCCCUGCUCAUAACUAUGCCUUUACCAGUGGUUAGUGAACUCACUUGGGUUUCUGUUAAUGUAGGAGCAGUUUGUCUGAGUGGCCCCUAUCCACUGGGUUUUCCCAGCUCACCCUGCAGGGGCAUUGUUCGGUCUCGGAAAAUGUUAACUACCCCUAGAGGGAAGGUAGGGGGAAGAUGUUCCGUUUACAGAUGCACUCCAAAACUCUUGGUUGAACUGUACAUCAUUUUUACCUGCCUAGCUAGAAUGCUCUGAAGCUGGUGUGUUUGUGUCCAAAGUGUUGAUUUUCAUUAAGGGGGUCAGUCAUGCAGGCUGGGAUGAAUGAGCAGGGAUUAGGGAGCUCCCACUGAGAUAUUGAGCUCAAUGAGAGGCCACAGACUUGUCAACAUGUAAUGUCCCUGUCUCCCCUUUCCCCUCGCCUCAAACCAGGCAUCUGUCCCUCGCUGGGGCUGGUUUUGGCUAGCACCAGGCUCCAGCGAGCCUUGGCUUUUGUCCAGGGGCACGGUGAAGAAAUGUUCUCUCCUGUCUGAUGCCGUUCUCAACUCAGAGCCGUGGGGCAAAGCUUUCCUGAAAGAG
Coregonus sp. 'balchen' is the source of this 16381-nucleotide messenger RNA. The record is from the annotation of a GenBank genome assembly. Lineage: Eukaryota; Metazoa; Chordata; Actinopteri; Salmoniformes; Salmonidae.